This is a messenger RNA of Vicugna pacos (alpaca), 894 nucleotides long. It is a transcript of the gene TAC3, whose product is annotated as tachykinin precursor 3. Gene Ontology annotation, biological process: positive regulation of blood pressure; tachykinin receptor signaling pathway. NCBI's taxonomy places the organism in Eukaryota, Metazoa, Chordata, Mammalia, Artiodactyla, Camelidae. The record is from RefSeq and is a predicted model, not a curated record.
GCUGCCACAUUUCGAGAGCCCCUCCACUCCCUGUUUCUCUCUUCACGGCAGCACCAGCAGUGUGUGCGGGGAGCGGGCAGUGCCCCGGGCCAGCUCCCCGAUCCUGCUAGACCAUCUGUCCUGGGCUCAGAGCUGCUCCACAGGCACCAUGCGGAGCACCCUGCUGUUUGCAGUCAUCCUGGCCCUCAGCUUGGCUUGGAGUUUUGGGGCUGUCUGUGAGGAGUCCCAGGAGCAGGUGGUGCCCGGUGGGGGCCACAGCAAGAAGGACGCGAGCCUGCACCAGCUGCCCCCGUCCUUGCUCCGGAGACUCCCUGACAGCCGCUUAGUCUCCCUGAACGGAUUGCUCAGAGUGCUGAGCCGGGCUGGCACGGGUCCUAAGGAAUCACCACUUCCCCAGAAACGUGACAUGCACGACUUCUUUGUGGGACUGAUGGGCAAGAGGAACGUCCAGCCAGACACUCCUAUUGAUGUGAACCAAGAGAAUGUCCCCAGCUUUGGCACCUUCAAGUAUCCCCCCAGUGUGGAAUGAGAUGCCCCUCCCGCUGUCCCUGCUUCCCCAGUGGGUGGUUGGUGGGAAUUUUACAGGACAGAGAUGUGAUUUCAUUUUCUGGGUCCUCAGCACUCCACUUCUGGACCCCUGGGCUGCAUCGUGAAGACACCUGUCGCCCUGUCCUCAUCCCCAGGUGCAUGUGCUCCCUUCUCUUCCCCAUCCUUGCAACACUCUAGUGCUUCGACUCCUUCCCCGUCCCCCUACCCCAUCGGCUGUAGAAACUGUCUAGUGAGCAUCCCCAGUUCCUGCAGGCGGUGGCUAUAGAUCCUCUGAAGUUUCUGUAGUGUCCUAAAAAUAUGACAUCUCUCUCUACUCCUCCACAAUAAAGGAUUUUUACGUACUAU